AUGGGUUGCGGCGCAUCUUCCUCUGCUUCUGCCCCUAACGCUGAUGAGGCUGUCAAGGCUGCUUCUGUGGAGGACUCCAAGACUGCGGGCCAGUCGGCUGAGUGUUGCGAAGGUAAACCAGCUGGAGAGGAAUGUAAGGGUGAUUGCAAAGAAGCUCAUAAUGAACCGGAAAAGAAUGAAACUGGAGGUCUUGAAGAUAAGAAGCCAGAAGAGAGUCCCGAUGAGAAGGAGGAAGCCCCUAAGGAUGCCGGGGAGGAGCCUGCUGCUGCUGCUGCUGAGGCUGCAGCUGAAGAAGGUGCGAAGGAGGAAGCUCCCGCCGCUGAGGAGAAGGUGAGGCAUCGUUGA
Perkinsus marinus ATCC 50983 is the source of this 345-nucleotide messenger RNA. RefSeq names its product Brain acid soluble protein, putative. Bases 1 to 345 code for a protein of 114 amino acids. The record is from RefSeq and is a predicted model, not a curated record. NCBI's taxonomy places the organism in Eukaryota, Perkinsozoa, Perkinsida, Perkinsidae. The transcript has 6 exons.